Hippocampus zosterae (dwarf seahorse) is the source of this 2825-nucleotide messenger RNA. Its product is annotated as neuromedin-K receptor-like. Bases 754 to 1887 code for a protein of 377 amino acids. The record is from RefSeq and is a predicted model, not a curated record. Gene Ontology annotation, molecular function: tachykinin receptor activity. Gene Ontology annotation, biological process: G protein-coupled receptor signaling pathway; positive regulation of flagellated sperm motility. Gene Ontology annotation, cellular component: plasma membrane; sperm midpiece. The transcript is spliced from 5 exons. NCBI's taxonomy places the organism in Eukaryota, Metazoa, Chordata, Actinopteri, Syngnathiformes, Syngnathidae.
GCACUGCAGAAAUGGCUAAUUUGAUUGGGGUGGGGGGAUGGUUGAAUGCACAAAAGAAACUCACAGAAACGCAUAAUGUGUUUGAGGCCAUGCGGCCCGAUGGUCAAGUAGUUAGCGCGUCGACCUCACAGUGCAGAGGUCGUGAGGUUGAUCUCGGCUCCGGCCUUCCUGUGUGGAGUUUGUAUGUUCUCCCCGUGCCUGUGUGGGUUUUCUCCGGGUACUCUGGUUUCCUCCCACAUUCCAAAAACAAACAUGGCAGGCUGAUUGAACUCUCGAAAUUGUCCCUAGGUGUGAGCACGGAUGGUUGUUCACUUGUGUGUGCCCUGCAAUUGGCUGGCAACUAAUUCUGGCUGUCCCAGUUGACCUGGACCGUCAAAAAUUUGUCGGCAGGUCUAUUAACUCAUUCAGUCGCAGCCAUUUUCACUGGAGCACGCCCUCAAUCCCAGCCGUUUUACUGGAUUUUGAUUUGCAUGGCCCGCGCGUUUUCAUGUCCUAUCGCAAAUUCUGCAAAUGUGGCAGUCUUGUUAAUAACAGUCUUCUUUGGUGUGUCAAAUGUAAAUGACAGUUAAUUGAAUUGUAGGGGUUGUAAAUGUAUUACAUGGACGAAUUAUCGUAUAUUAUGAUCAUUUUAAUGUGCGAGCCUCCCACCCCAAUCCCGAGGGAGGGGUUGAAAUAUGCGUGAUUUAAGUGGCCGCAUCAGGACCCCGCACUUGUGGUCUAUCCGAAGCUUCGCGUGAGCAUCCUCCAGCAGGAAUGUCCUCCAGCUCCGAUCCGAACGGCCCCCCGGCUAACCAGUUCGUGCAGCCGGCGUGGCGAGUGGCUCUGUGGGCCCUGGCUUACUGCGCCGUCCUCGGCGUGGCCCUGCUGGGCAACGCGGUGGUCAUCUGGAUCAUCUUGGCCCACAAGCGGAUGAGGACCGUCACCAACUGUUUCCUGCUCAAUUUGGCGGUGUGCGACGCGUCCACGGCCGCGUUCAACACGCUUGUGAACUUUAUCUACGCAGCCCACGGAGAGUGGUACUUCGGGGCGCUCUACUGCACGUUCCACAACUUGUUCCCGGUCACGGCGGUGUUCGCCAGCAUUUACACCAUGACCGCCAUUGCUCUUGACAGGUACAUGGCCAUCAUCCAUCCUCUAAAGCCUCGCCUGUCCGCCAAAGCCACUCUGGCUGUGAUCGUGACCAUCUGGAGUCUGGCCGUCGUCCUGGCCUUCCCCCUCGGGUACUUUUCCACAAUUCGAGCCUUGCCCCGCAGGACGCUCUGCUACGUAGCCUGGCCCCGCAUGGCAGACGAUCCCUUCAUGUAUCACAUCAUCGUGACUGUCCUGGUCUAUGUGGUGCCCUUAGUGGUGAUGGCCAUCACUUACUCCAUCAUCGGUGUAACCCUUUGGGGAGGUGAAAUCCCAGGAGACACAUCGGAUAACUAUCAUGGACAGCUGCGGGCAAAAAGGAAGAUCGUGAAGAUGAUGAUGGUUGUGGUGGUGACCUUCGCCCUCUGCUGGCUGCCUUAUCACGUCUACUUCAUGGUGACGGGCCUCAACAAAGGUCUGAGUAAGUGGAAGUCCAUCCAGCAGAUCUACUUGGCAGUGCUGUGGCUGGCCAUGAGCUCCACCAUGUACAACCCUAUCAUCUACUGCUGCCUCAAUAGCAGAAAUGGAUUGGGGUGUGGAUCUUGGAUCAGGUUUCGAGCCGGCUUCAAGCGUGUUUUCCGCUGGUGUCCAUUCAUCCGGGUGACCAGCUACGACGAGCUGGAGCUCCAGAACAGACGGCGCCGCCCGGGCCGCCAGAGCAGCAUAUGCACUCAGUCACACGUGGACACCAGCAUCCUGAGCAAGGACAAGAGUGUGUGCUCGCAUGGGAAUACACGUAGGUCCAAGUCCAAAACGUAGGCUGAUAAUAAAGGAGUUAUGGUACGCUACAGUCUGUCACUUGUUGUCAGAUUUUUGGGGUCCAGAGGUGAAAUAUUUCCCCAAAUCCCUGUCAUGAUGCUAACGCCAACUACCUAAAUGCCGUAGGACUAAAACAAAAAGUUGCUCAUUUUCAAGAAAGUGAUUCUACAAUAACGAGUUUGUGUUUUUUGAGGGGGAAACGUCGUAAUAGAAAGUUGACUUUAUUUCAAGACGAAAAAGUUGUAAUCACAAUGAGGAGCUCCCUGGGUGUCAAUUUCUGUGAACUAUGGUUUUUUUAUUUUUAUUUUUUUUAAUUGGAACGCUCAGAAAUAUAGCAAAUAUAUUAAAAAAUAGCAGUAACUAUGGCCAACAGAUGGGGUCUAUAUGGGUGAGAUCACCAUGUAUCAAAAAGUUUUACAGUACAAUCGAACCUCGGUUUUCGAACGUCUCGGUUCUCCUCCAACUCGGUUUUCGACCAAAAAUCUCGAGUUUUUUAUGCCUCGGAUGACGAACAAAUUUCGGUUCUCGAACAAACUGAGCGCACUUGUAUGCACCAUUUGACUCCUCUCGCCUUCUAUAGCGGCAACUUAGUAUCCUUUUGUCGAUACGUCAGCAGGGGAUGUAGGUUUUUGACUCGUGCUUUUCUUCGACGGGCUUUUCCUUUCCACGGCGACGACAAGGAAUACACGAGGCCGCCAUCGUUGAUCCAAAAAAAAAGAUUUGCUUUAUUUUCUUGAACACAAAUUAAGGCUUUAUCAAAUGGAUUAAUAAAACCUCUACAAUACACUUAAACGAAAUACGAAAUCAGUUCACAUGAAGUACGAAAUAAGCAAACACGAAGUACGGUCAAAAAAAGGUGUUGCUCCAUGCCCUACUGUCUUCCUAAUGAUGCUUACAUAAAUCUAGCCUCUUAACAGACUAAAAACAGGACAACCAAU